AUGACAGCCUUCUUAGACUCUCUCAACACCCAGUUCCGCAUGAAAGAUCUGGGCCAAAUGCACUAUUUUCUUGGAAUUCAGGCUCACUUCCAUCCUUCAGGUCUCUUCCUCUCCCAGCAGAAGUAUGCAGAAGACCUGUUAGUUGUUGCAGCCAUGAGCGAGUGCUCUUCUAUUGCAACACCUUUGCCUGAACAACUAGAAAACACGAGAGCUAAGAACAAGGAACCGUUUCCAAACCCCACCUAUUUUCGAAGUCUAGCUGGAAAAUUACAAUACCUGACUCUUACAAGGCCCGACAUCCAGUUUGCGGUAAAUUUCGUUUGUCAGAAAAUGCAUGCUCCAACUUUUGCAGAUUUCCAUCUUCUCAAGCGAAUCCUUCGCUACAUCAAAGGCACAAUCACAAUGGGACUCAAUUUCAAUAAGAACACAAGCAGUACUCUCAGAGUGUACAGUGAUAGCGAUCAUGGAGGUUGUAAGCAGAACUCUGUUGCUCGAAGCUCCACGGAAGCAGAGUACAGGGCGAUGUCCGAUGCAGCAGCUGAGAUUUCUUGGAUCUGCAAUAUUCUUAAGGAGCUUGUGAUUCCUCAGUAUCAGGCCCCAGAACUGUACUGUGACAAUCUCUCUGCUGUUGAUCUCACGGCGAAUCCUGCGUUUCACAAGAAAAGUAAGCAUUUUCUGAACCACUAUCAUUAUGUAAGAGAGAAAGUUGCUCUAGGAACGAUUCUGGUAAAACAUAUACCUGGUCAUCAGCAAAUCACCGACAUCUUCACGAAGUCGCUUCCGUUCCGACCUUUCAGUAACCUCCGGUACAAACUCGGUGUGGUCCUUCCUCCCACACAGAGUUUGCGGGGGAGUAUCAGUAAGAACUCAACAGCUCCGGUUCCUUCAGUCAAGAACUCAGCUCUAGCUUCUUCUGUCAAGAUCGAAAAUAAAUCUGGUCAGAAGUGGGAUCGAGCAAACACGAAAGUAAAGAAGGAAGACGAAGAGAUCGAAGAGAGUGUCUCACGGUUGAUGUGA
Messenger RNA from Camelina sativa (false flax), 1017 nucleotides. NCBI's taxonomy places the organism in Eukaryota, Viridiplantae, Streptophyta, Magnoliopsida, Brassicales, Brassicaceae. The record is from RefSeq and is a predicted model, not a curated record.